AUGGCAGCCCGGCUGUGUCUCCUCCCCUGUUCAUUCACGUUCCCUUCCCUGGUCUCCUGUUCCCCACGGCUCCCUCACCUCUCCUCCUCCGCCUCACCAGCUCCUCUGUCCUCCGUGCCCACGUUCCCCUACCGUUACCUGACUUCUACAGAGCCCAUCCUGACAAGCCGGGAGGUCCGCCUGGGGGCGUCCGUUGAGGGGGGGCCCUGUUGUGGUGGCAGCCCGGCUUACAGCCCACCUCAGACGCUGCCGCCGGAUCUCGAGGGAGGCCAGGGCCACUCUUCUACGCAUCGCGGCCCGCAACCGUCAGUUGUCGGACUGCCACCAUCCCCGGCUCCCACCUACCGGCCUGGACAGCAGGUCUGGCUCUCCUCCAGGGACCUCCCCUUGCAGACCUCUUCCAAGAAACUCACCCCCCAGUUCAUUGGCCCCUACCCCAUUGAGGCCAUCAUUAACCCCUCCGCUGUGCGACUGACCCUUCCGCCUCACCUGUCCACCCUGUAUUCCAUGUCUCCAGAGUCAAACCUUUCGCCACCAGCACCCACUCUGUACCAGUGGCAGCACCUUCCCCUCCACGUAUGGUGGACGGUCACCUACACAGUGCAUCGCCUCCUGGACGUGCGACGUAGAGGUUGGGGCUACCGUUACCUGGUGGACUGGGCUGGUUACGGCCCAGAGGACCCCUCCUGGAUUCCCUCCAGCCAGAUCCUUGACAAGACCCUCCUGACAGACUUCUACAGAGCCCAUCCUGACAAGCCGGGAGGUCCGCCUGGGGGCGUCCGUUGAGGGGGGGCCCUGUUGUGGUGGCAGCCCGGCUUACAGUUCACUCACCUUCAUCCUCCGUCCAGUCAGCUGGGCUCGUCCACCUGUCCUCUCCCCUCGGGCUUCCUCCACGGUGCUCCCCCGGCUCCCCCUGCUCCUCGCCAGUCCACCUGCCACCACACCGCUCCCUUCCCCGGUCUCCUGUUCCCCACAGCUCCCUCGCCUCUCCUCCUCCGCCUCACCAGCUCCUCGGUCCUCCGUGCCCACGUUCCCCGGCGUCCGCCUCACCUCCUUCUCCUCUUCCCCUGCCUCCCUGUUCCCCAAAAUAAACCUAAACCUAAAUCUUUAACUGA
This is a messenger RNA of Micropterus salmoides (largemouth bass), 1115 nucleotides long. RefSeq lists its product as uncharacterized. The coding region runs from base 1 to 786 and encodes 261 amino acids. The record is from RefSeq and is a predicted model, not a curated record. NCBI's taxonomy places the organism in Eukaryota, Metazoa, Chordata, Actinopteri, Centrarchiformes, Centrarchidae. The transcript has 5 exons.